Molecule: messenger RNA, 651 nt
Organism: Adineta ricciae
Lineage: Eukaryota; Metazoa; Rotifera; Eurotatoria; Adinetida; Adinetidae
Source: the annotation of a GenBank genome assembly
AUGACAUGGUUAGUACUUGAACGACAUAUCCUCAUAUUUCACGAUCGUCUAGCUUCAACGAGACGAAAACGAUUCCUUUUUCGUUAUCUACCGUUAACUGUUUUAAUCGUAUAUGUCUCCUUUUUUUAUCUGAUCGUUAUAUUUAUUUUACCAUGCGAGAAUGAAUACAAUUAUUUCGUACCUAUAUGUGGUGCGUCACCUUGCUGUCAAACGCUCGGUAUUAUUGGCAUGUGGGAAUUUAUUGCGCAUACGAUUCUGCCAGUUCGUCUAGGAGGCAUUGUUAGCGUUGUUCUGGUGAUACGUAUUCAGUUACAGAAAUGUCGUCUCAAUCGAUCGAUUCAUUGGCAUAAACAAUGGCGAAUGACGUUUCAGUUGUUUUUCGUUUCAAACUUGAAUAUUUCUGUCAAGUUUCCAAUGUUCACAACUCCAUUGACACAUGUUUUGGACUUACCACCAAAUGCUGGCGUUCAAAUUCAAUUAUAUUUCUAUUUUGUCAGUUAUUUUAUCAUCUUUUUCUUUCCAUUCGCAUCUCUCUGUCAAUUUCCAAGUUUACGUAUCAAAAUCAGAAAACAAAUCGUAAUGAUUCUGUCAAAAUGCACACCCACUGUCACUCCAAUGUUAAAUGAAUUGUAUAUGAAACACAUACGCUAA